AUGCAAGAGGAUACUGAAUAUGAGGCAGAUGUCAUCGAUCUGCUUGAUCUUGUUGAUCCCGAGGUGAGGACUCUUGGUACCCUCACGAACCUCCAAAACUCCCUCUUCGUGCCGGAUCUUGGUGGGCUUGUCAAUCGCAGACCAACCUACACUUUAUCAAGGAGGCCGACCUCUGAGCACAUCGAAGCAAUUGCACGCUCUCGAGCAGGUACUCGCGCGUCAAGAUUAGGCCAGCCUGGACCGUCAAUACCACGCAAGCCUAUGUCAAUUUCCUCCGAGCUGAGCGAUUCUCACUAUGCUGUUCUUCCGCAUGGUGUCAGUCUUGAAGGCUGGGCCGAGGAACAUGUGGCGGAACUUAACGAUCAUGUCCGUCAUCUCUUGCACUCCAAACGUGAAGGCUUCAAACGUUCAAUGAGAGGCUUCCGGAAAUAUAUCAGCAAGCCUUUGGGCCUCUUCGUUUUUGUAUACGCUACACUGGUCACACUUUUUGGUGCCGCAUGGGUAUUCGCUCUUAUUGGAUGGAUCUACGUUGGAGACCGCCAGGAGUACAUUAUAAACGUUAUCGAUCUCAUUCUCGUCGCAUUGUUUGCUCUUAUGGGCGACGGACUGGCACCAUUCCGCGCAGUCGACACAUACCAUAUGUGCUUCAUAGCACACUAUCAUCAUCUGACUUGGCGGUUGCGAAAGGAGCAAGAAUUGCCUGCACUUGUCGACCACAACGACCUACCGGACAGAAGAAGAAGCGCCACUGAGCAGCAAAUUGAUGACAUUGUCGACAAGGAAGAAAUGGCCGAAUACUCUGUCUUGAGUCCAAGACAGCAGAAGCGGCUGCAGUACCACCAAGCGAAGUUCAACAAAAGUCACACCUUCUACAAGCCUCACGAAACCGCUACUCACCAUGCUUUCCCACUACGGCUCAUGAUUGCGGCUGUCGUGCUGCUGGAUUGUCACAGUCUCUUCCAAGUUGCGCUCGGAACAUGCACGUGGUCGAUAGACUACCAUGUUCGGCCCGAAGCACUCACGGCCACGAUUCUCUCCUGUUCCAUUGCCUGCAACAUUGCAGCCGGAGUUAUCAUCAGCGUCGGCGAUCACAAAACACGAAAGAAGGAUGUGCUCGAGCGCAUGUUCCGUCAAGGCUUGACCGAGGAAGCACUCAAAAAGAUGGCCAAGAAGCAUGAACGCGGCGACAUGCGAAUAAGUGUGGAUCCUUCGAAAGUGGAAAGUGAAGACAUUCGGGCCGCUCAUUCAGUUGCUGCAGGUGCUUCGAAAUGAUCGAUCCAAACCCUUGGGUGCGAAGAAGGAGGAUGACUUCCAUACCCCCCCUGGAAUUCCUGUAAAGGUCGAUGAUGUUUCGUUGUGCAUAGCAAUAGCAUAGUUACGUCUUUUUUUAAUGCAUGGCGAAGCAUGGGAGAUGAAAACACAGUGUCAAGUGGCGAGAUGGCGACCUCAGACCGCGUUCGCAGCAUUUUCAGACGAGCCCAGGCCGUUCUCAAUCACCGCGAGCGUCGCAUCUACGUGGCAUCAGAGCCCUGGCUGAAGAUCUCCAGCUUCGUGAGAUGGUUUCUGGGGGAGUAGUUAUCAGCAAAUCUCGGUGAACACCCAAUCAAUUCGCCGAUUGAGGAGAGUGAUCGUGCUCACCGGCAUUUUCAAGGUUGCAUGAGUACUGCCACUCGCUUGGGCGAUGAUUGAGGUGAUUUGAGAAAGAAGAUGCGACUGGUACGAGAGACAGACGACACGAGUACGAUAUUGAGUGGUGCCGCGAUCGUUGAUAGUGGCUCCAGCGUAAGCACCUUUCGACGACGGAUGCCGAUGGGGGAGAGCAAUACUUCACGUUGUUGCUUGGGAAGUUGAAGUUGACGAUACGGCGAAGAGCUGGAAAUUGUACAUAGUAUCUAUUGCCCCAGCACGAGAAAAAAUAUACAGUUCGACUUUGACUCUUUGAAAGAAGUCAUACAAUACAACCUCGCCCUUCGAACGCCCUCGCUACGCUUGCCCGCCAAACUCAAAGUAUCGUAAAGUCGUCUCUGGCGCAGCGCGCAGCCCUGCUGUCGUUAUAUGAUCCCUUCACGCGCCACCAAAAACAAUCAAACGGCCUGUAUUGCUUUCCACGCCAUGGAGUGCCUGUACCAUGUUGCCUGGAAGUCGUCUUCUUCGCAAUAAUGUCUUCUAGAGUGUCUGCUGUAAGCUUCUUGUGUUUUUCUUCUAAUUUAACCUCCUCAAAAUCAUAUCACAGCCCAUUCGACUACCUCGAGCGCCAUCAAAACCAGGAGCAAGGUACUUGGGAAGAUAACCACAACGUAGCUUGCGACUAGUAGGCUCGACAUGGCGCCCAUGAAGAUGUUGUUGAUCUGGCAGAUUUGCGCAAGCUGCAGCGCAGAUGGUGCGCCUGUGAGCAGGAAGCAGACGAUGAUGAAGAUUGGAUCAUCGAGGAUAGAAACCGGAAUGUACUUUGCAACAAGCGCAAGCACUGGCGCCAUUAUGAUCACGGGAAGGACCAUACGGGCGAGGAGUGACGCGUAAAGAAGCUUUCUCUCCUCUUUCUUCUCUUCCCGCGAUGUGGCCAGUUGAUCUUGAGGUAGAGUCGAGCGAGCCAGAUUUGCUCCAAGGACAACCAGAAUCAAUGGCACGGCGACGUUACCAGACUGUUGAAUGGCUCGCGUGACCGAAUUGUUUAUUAAAGUUCCAGGCGUGAAGAAGAUUUCUUGAAGCUUGGGAAUACUCGCUACGAUCAAGGCAGCCAGCAUAGCCCAAAGUGGUGGAUUCAUCUGGCGCCACACGCCACGCAUGAAAGCGCUGAAGCAAGACCAGAACACGGUCAAAACUUUCUGGGCGGGUUGUGGCAGCUUGCGGAACAGGUUCUGAGAGAAAGUGCUGAUGGUGUACCACACUCUCUUAGUCGUGCGGAGAAUCGAGCUCUGAGCUUGAUAGAGCGGCUUCUUCCACGCGGUGGUGUCCGAUCGCGCAGACAGUGUCCGUGAGAAGCUUGGGAAGUGUGUUAUGGAAUCGGAGUCGAUGCUCGAUGCAUCCUCGUCUCGACCUUGAUGUGAGCG
This is a messenger RNA of Pseudocercospora fijiensis CIRAD86, 3050 nucleotides long. RefSeq lists its product as uncharacterized. The record is from RefSeq and is a predicted model, not a curated record. Lineage: Eukaryota; Fungi; Ascomycota; Dothideomycetes; Mycosphaerellales; Mycosphaerellaceae. Bases 1 to 1272 code for a protein of 423 amino acids. The transcript is spliced from 2 exons.